AUGUCAACAUACCUCAUAACUGGCACCUCCCGCGGCCUGGGCCUCGCCCUGGUGCGCCACCUCGCCAGCCUCCCCAGUUCCUCCGUAGGAACCAUCUUCGCAACAUCCCGCUCAGAACACCCAAGCCUCCAGGAACUCAGCCAACAAUCCGACCGCAUCCAGGAUGACCUGACCGAAGUGUUCCAUACAAACGUCACCGGAGUCCAUAAUGUCACCCGGGCAUUUCUCCCUCUGCUCCGCGAGGGACAGAGGAAACUCGUUGUUAAUAUAUCGACAACGCUUGGCUCAAUGACCCUCGCGCCGGUUUACAAACUCUCGCCAUCACCCGCUUACAAAAUCACCAAAGCAGCAUUGAACAUGUUGACGGUACAGUAUGCGCAGGAUUACGAAAGCGAGGGAUUCACCUUUCUCGCUGUGAGUCCUGGUUGGCUCCAGACAGAUGCGGGCGGGUCGAGAGCCGAUCUUCCCCCUGCGACCGGGGCAAAGGCAGUCAUCGAUAUCGUGCAGAAGGCAACUCCGUCUCAGAACGGAAAGGCUCUGAAUAUCCAUGUGCCGGGAUGGGAGGAGAAUAAGGGAUUGAAUCAGUAUGAUGGCAAGGAGGUGCCGUGGUAA
Messenger RNA from Aspergillus pseudoviridinutans, 612 nucleotides. RefSeq lists its product as uncharacterized. The record is from RefSeq and is a predicted model, not a curated record. The transcript has 4 exons. Gene Ontology annotation, molecular function: oxidoreductase activity, acting on the CH-OH group of donors, NAD or NADP as acceptor. Bases 1 to 612 code for a protein of 203 amino acids. NCBI's taxonomy places the organism in Eukaryota, Fungi, Ascomycota, Eurotiomycetes, Eurotiales, Aspergillaceae.